Molecule: messenger RNA, 3909 nt
Organism: Conger conger (European conger)
Lineage: Eukaryota; Metazoa; Chordata; Actinopteri; Anguilliformes; Congridae
Product: hexokinase-1-like
Exons: 18
Coding region: 227-2980 (917 amino acids)
Biological process (GO): glycolytic process; glucose 6-phosphate metabolic process; intracellular glucose homeostasis
Cellular component (GO): mitochondrion; cytosol
Molecular function (GO): glucokinase activity; D-glucose binding; ATP binding
Source: RefSeq, a predicted model, not a curated record
UGUGUGAGAGACCCAUGCAGUCUGACUUUGAGCUGAGCCACCGGAGCUCAGUACUGUAGUGUGCGACACAUUUUAAAAGAAGAAACUCACCGCUUCUCUCUUUUUGUGGAACCGUCAAAAGGGAAAAGGGGAAACGCGAGCCGGCCCAGAGCUGGUUUAUCUGUUCCACUUAAAAAAAGGAUAGUUUGAGGAGAGGCAGCUUUGGUCAAAGCACAAGCCAAGCAGGAUGAUAGCGGCACAACUCCUGGCCUACUUUUUCACAGAGCUGAAGGAUGACCAGGUCAAAAAGAUUGAUAAGUACCUGUACUCCAUGCGAUUCUCGGAUGAGACCCUCCAGGACAUCAUGGGGCGUUUCAAACAGGAACUGCAGAAUGGGUUGAGGAGGGACACCAGCCCCACUGCUGUUGUGAAGAUGCUGCCCACCUUUGUCAGAUCCAUACCCGAUGGAUCAGAAAAGGGGGACUUCAUAGCUCUGGAUCUGGGUGGUUCCAACUUCCGCAUCCUGCGUGUGAAGGUGUCUCACGAGAAGAAGCAGACGGUGCAGAUGGAGAGUCAAAUCUACGACACCCCCGAGGAUAUUAUCCAUGGCACCGGCACACAGCUUUUUGACCAUGUGGCAGAAUGCCUGGGGGACUUUAUGGAGAAGCACAACAUCAAAGAUAAGAAGCUUCCUGUUGGAUUCACCUUCUCUUUCCCCUGCGCGCAAACCAAACUGGAUGAUGCUGUUUUGCUGACCUGGACAAAACGCUUCAAAGCCAGUGGAGUCGAGGGCAUGGAUGUGGUGAAGCUUCUGAACAAGGCCAUUAAAAAACGAGGGGACUAUGAGGCAGAUAUCAUGGCUGUGGUCAAUGACACAGUCGGAACCAUGAUGACCUGCGGAUUCGAUGACCAGCGUUGUGAAGUUGGCAUGAUCAUAGGCACAGGUACAAAUGCCUGCUACAUGGAGGAGCUGAGACACAUUGACCAGGUGGAGGGAGAUGAAGGUAGGAUGUGCAUCAACACGGAGUGGGGAGCUUUCGGGGAUGACGGCUCCCUGGAGGACAUUCGUACUGAGUUCGACAGAGAGAUCGACAGGGGCUCCAUCAACCCUGGAAAGCAGCUAUUUGAGAAGAUGGUGAGUGGGAUGUACAUGGGUGAACUUGUGCGCCUCAUUCUGGUGAAGAUGGCCAAAGCGGGGAUGCUGUUUGAAGGGCGAAUCACUGCUGAGCUCCUGACCAGAGGCACAAUCGACACAAAGCAUGUCUCUGCUAUCGAGAAGAACAAGGAGGGCCUGACGAAAGCGAAGGAGAUCCUGACCCGCCUCGGCGUGGAGCCGUCGCACGACGACUGCAUCGGCGUGCAGCAUGUCUGCGCCAUCGUCUCCUUCCGCUCGGCCAACCUCGUCAGUGCCACCCUGGGGGCUAUCCUCACACAGCUGAAGGAGAACAGGAGCCCACACCGUCUACGCACCACCGUGGGCAUCGACGGAUCCCUCUACAAAAUGCACCCGCAGUACGCUCGACGUAUGCACAAGGCGGUGCGGCGGCUGGUGCCCGAUGCGGACGUUCGCUUCCUUCUGUCUGAGAGCGGCAGCGGAAAGGGUGCUGCCAUGGUGACGGCGGUGGCCUACCGACUGGCCGAGAAGUCCCAACAGAUUGCCCAGACACUGGCUGAGUUCCAGCUCACCAAAGAGCAGCUCCUGGAGGUGAAGAGCAGGAUGAGGACGGAGAUUGAGAAUGGCCUGGGCAAGGAAACGCAUCCCACCGCCACCGUGAGGAUGCUGCCCACCUUCGUUUGCAGCACACCUGAUGGGACAGAAAAUGGAGAUUUCCUUGCCCUGGAUCUGGGAGGGACAAACUUUCGGGUGCUGCUGGUGAAGAUUCGCAGUGGAAAGAAACGAUCGGUGGAGAUGCACAAUAAGAUCUACGCCAUUCCCAUCGAGAUCAUGCAGGGGACAGGAGAGGAGCUCUUUGAUCACAUUGUCCACUGCAUCUCUGACUUCCUGGAUUACAUGGGCAUGAAGAACACCCGCCUGCCUCUGGGGUUCACAUUCUCGUUCCCAUGCAAGCAGACCAGCCUGGACGCGGGCAUCCUUCUCACCUGGACUAAAGGAUUCAAGGCCACUGACUGUGAGGGAGAGGAUGUAGUGGGACUGCUCCGAGAGGGAAUCAAGAGAAGAGAGGAGUUUGACCUGGAUGUGGUGGCAGUGGUGAAUGACACUGUAGGGACCAUGAUGACAUGCGCUUAUGAGGAGCCCACCUGUGAGAUCGGCCUGAUCGCAGGAACGGGCAGCAAUGCAUGUUACAUGGAAGAGAUGCGAAACAUUGAGAUGGUGGAUGGGGAUGAGGGCCGGAUGUGUGUUAACAUGGAGUGGGGAGCCUUCGGGGACAACGGCUGUCUGGAUGACAUCAGGACGCAGUAUGACGUGGCUGUGGAUGAGCUCUCCCUGAAUGCUGGGAAACAGAGGUAUGAGAAGAUGUGCAGUGGAAUGUACCUGGGCGAGAUCGUGCGGAACAUCUUGAUUGAUCUCACCAAGCGUGGAUUCCUCUUCAGGGGCCAGAUAUCUGAGACACUGAAGACCCGUGGAAUCUUUGAGACCAAGUUCCUCUCCCAGAUUGAGAGUGACCGUCUGGCAUUGCUGCAGGUGAGGUCCAUCCUGCAGCACCUGGGUCUGGACAGCACCUGUGACGACAGUAUAAUCGUGAAGCAGGUGUGUGGCACCGUGUCUCGCCGCGCCGCCCAGAUCUGUGGGGCUGGUAUGGCCGCCGUCGUUGACAAAAUCCGAGAGAACCGCGGGCUGGACCACAUGGAAAUCACCGUGGGGGUGGACGGCACACUGUACAAACUUCACCCACACUUCUCUCUGAUCAUGCACCAGACGGUGAAAGAGCUGGCACCAAAGUGUAAUGUGAACUUCCUGCUGUCAGAAGAUGGGAGUGGAAAGGGGGCAGCCCUAAUCACUGCAGUGGGCUGUCGCCUACGGCAACAGGAACGAAACUGACAGGCAGUUUCCCAGAGCGCACUGCUCUCUACCUGAGUGUUACACUCCCACCACAGCCAGGCCAGUGCCCCUCACAUUCCCCACUGUACUGCACACACAGCGACUCCUACAGGCACACGCAGUUACAGGAGAGGUCUGGAUAUUCCAGAAUCUUCUCCAUUUUCUGCAUAUGCCAUCCACUCACCGCAGCACAGCUUAAAUCAUUCACCUGUAUUAUAGCUGCUGUUCGAGGGAUAACCUUUGAUUAAUGUAUUUAAAGACCUUCUAACACUGCUGUAACUAUUCCUAUGGAUGUAUAUUAGAGAAUAAAGGGAAGACAUCUCUAUGAGAAGUGUAGAACUUGCAACCAUGUAUGUAUUAUUUAUUUCAUUUUUGUACUUGAGGAUUGGGACUGCUUGCACGCCUAUCAAGAGGAGCACACAAAUAGAUUACUAUAGCUGUAAGUCUGUGGGGCACUGGGUGGGGCGCUUAAAAUGGUGCUGCUUACAUGGUUAAAUGCAGGGUGUGCUAGCAUCCCCCCCCCCCCCCCUCCCCUUAGCUGUCACUGUGCUUACUCGGCUCAUUAGGUGCUGUUGCCUUGAAAUCAAUAAAUAAACUGUCUAUUUAAUCUCUUGCCAUGACAACCCCCCCCCCUAAAGUAAAGCGAGUGCCAGUGUGUGUUGCUGGUUUAACGGGAAUCCUGUGCGAGCGAUGAAAUUGAAUAAAUGUGUGUGGAAGCGACAGGGAGUGCACUCUCAUGCUGCUUUUUGUGUUGUGGAUGAACGAGGACUGUUGGAGCUUGCUGCUGUAGUACAACCUGUAAAGCCACAUGACAAACACACGCCUUAUUCCCAGACACAGGGGUAUGGGACCAAUUUAUUUUGUAACAGAUGCACUCGUGUUCCUGAAACCAGUGUAACAGAAUAAAUGAAAUUCUAUUUUGAUGUGAA